Molecule: messenger RNA, 3078 nt
Organism: Maylandia zebra (zebra mbuna)
Lineage: Eukaryota; Metazoa; Chordata; Actinopteri; Cichliformes; Cichlidae
Source: RefSeq, a predicted model, not a curated record
AGCUACCUGGAGCAACACCUCUGCCCCUCCUACUCUCAUUUCCUGCUCCUUUCUACUCCCUCCGAACCGCUUCACAGCUUCAACCAAGAUGACACUUCGUUUCUCCUUAACAGCUCCUGUCAAAAUUGCACCAAAAGUAAACCAGGAUCCCUCCCUGGCUUGGCUGGAAUCUUCAUCCCACUCAUUUAUGGCAUCGUUUGUGUCGUUGGCUUGGUGGGAAACACUCUGGUCAUCCAUGUUGUUGUCAACUACACAAAACACGAGUCAGUCACAAACAUCUACAUCCUCAAUCUAGCCAUUGCAGAUGAGCUUUUCAUGCUGGGCCUACCCUUCUUGGCGGUACAGAACGCUUUGCUCUCGUGGCCUUUCGGCUCUCUGAUGUGCCGAGUGGUUAUGACAGUGGAUGCCAUCAACCAGUUUACCAGCAUCUUUUGUCUAACUGUGAUGUCAGUGGACCGAUACCUGGCUGUGGUGCAUCCCAUCCGCUCUUCUUGGUGGCGGCGCCACGUGGCUAAGGCUAUCAGUGGCACCGUUUGGGCGGGGUCCUUUGUGGUGGUGCUGCCGGUAGUGGUGUUCGCGGACGUGCUGAAGGAUGAUGGGAACUGCAGCAUCGUGUGGCCUGAACCAGCAGAAGUGUGGAAGACAUCGUUUAUUGUCUACACGUGCACUGUUGGAUUCUUCUGCCCCCUGCUGGUCAUCUGUUUGUGCUACCUGCUGAUCGUCAUCAAGGUAAGAAGUGUUGGAAAACGGGCACAGGCCACAUCCUCCAGACGCAAGAAGUCAGAGCGUAAAAUCACCCGGAUGGUAGUUGUUGUUGUGGCGGUGUUCAUCUUCUGCUGGCUGCCGUUCUAUGUUCUCAACAUUCUCAACCUCCUUGUGGUCCUGCCUGGAGACUUCAGGGGCCUCUACUUCUUUGUUGUUGUUCUUUCAUAUGCCAACAGCUGCGCCAACCCCAUACUCUACGGAUUUCUGUCUGACAACUUCAAGAGGGGCUUCAGGAAGGCGCUGUGCCGCACGUCGCGCAGAGUGAACAGCAACGACAGAACCGGCAUCGAGGCCCAGAGGCCCACGGAGGAGUGGGGCGGCAUUGUUCUCCGACAGCAAAUAAGUGAGGGAAUCACUCACGUGCAUGGGAAAGAAAGUAGUAGAAAUGAAGAAGAGGAGGAAAUAGGUGGGAUAGAAGGUGCUAUACAGAUGAGAGAAAUCUGUAAGACAUCACAGAAUGGGAAUCAGAACGGAGUGAAAGAGGACUCAAGGACACAGGUCACACAGAGGGGUACACGUGACCAGGGUGCAAGCUUUAAUCCUGCUGAGGGAGUGUCCUCUUUGGCCAGUAAGAGAAGUAGGUCACCUGAAGAAUUCCUGGACCAAAACUCUGUGCUUGAUAUCAGCUACCUGUAACAGAAAUUUGCCCAUUUUCAGUGGAUUUGGGUACCUGCUGUAUUACAGCGUCUUUGAAGUUGGUUUUAAUGCCAGUUUAUGGUAACAGUCUGGCAUCAUUAAUGCAAGUGUUUUGCCACAAAAUAAAAGGGUAACAACUUAAUCUAACCAUGAGAAACUAUAGCGGCAGGCACAAUGAAACCUGAAGGACACAACAAACACACAAAGAUGCCUGAAUGACCACUGUUUGUAAGUAUCGCUGUUAUUUUGAACCAGACUGUUACUUCUGAAACUUCUUGUGCUGAAAUGGCUAAUGCACUAAAUGAAUCAUGCCCCAGUGGGAAACCACAUGACUAAUGACCCACUGUGGAAUGAAAAAAUGUCAGCUGUUUACUUUUAUUGCGUUGGCUUUUGAGAGCAGCCCACAAAGAUAAUUAGCACUGUUUUCAGAAAACACGCGUCUCAGUCAGGCUUGUGUGCAUCAUUUUCACCUGAAUUAGUGUACAUGUGUGGAGAUCAACCAAUUACUUUUCUUUUUUAAGGUUAACUAAAACCAUGCUUUAGGUCGCAGCUUAAGAACAAGUGUAAUAAUAAAUGUACUUGCUAGUGACCUAAAUAGACUGUUGUUAAAAAUCUCUACAUUAAUUGUGAUUUUUAUUCAACUUUGAAUGUUUAAUGAGUUUAAUAAGUCGAAGUGCAAUUUUUGUUAAUUUUGUAAAGCUAUAUAUUUAGAGUGCUCAAAAAUAAAGGAACACUUUGAAAGCACAUCAGAUCUCAGCUGAUAAGGACUGGGUAACGUGUUAGAGAUAAAGAAUACCAUAUCAAUUGAUGGAAAUUAUCAGCCUACAGAGGACUGAAUUCAAAGGCUCUGCCAAGCAUAGGACCAGUCAAGAGUAUUAAUUCUGUCAGGAAACUGCCUGCAUACUCUCACUGCAAGAGGAACCCAGGUCCUACUGCAGCAGCGUGGGGGCUGACAGUGGAUUCAAGGAUUUCAUCCUGAUACCUAAAGGCAGUCAGGGUGCUGUUGCUUAGUCUGUAGAGGUCUGUGCAUCCCUCCAUGGUUAUGUCUCCCCACACCCACUGUGCCAUCAUGAAGGAGCUGGACUGCAUCUCUGUUAGGUCCUGGUAUCACCUCAUGCUACCAGUAGUGACACUGACACUUUCCAGGUGCAAAACCAGUGAAAAACAGUCCGCAAAGACAAGAUUCCUGUUUUUGUGCCUGCCUCAUUGUUACCCCUCUAGUGCACCUGUUGUUAAUUUUAUUAACACCAAAGCAGCUGAAACUGAUGAACAACCCCCUCUGUUGCUUAACCAGAUCAAUAGCCCACAAGUUUAAAACCUUAUUUUGUACUUUGAUUAAAGUGUUCCUUUAACUUUAGCAUAAUGAGCAGCAUAGUUUUCAGCAUUACACAGUGUUAGUCAGUGUAAAGAAACUGAGUCACAUUGAAAAAUUAAGACGUUUUGUCAUUUAUUGUGAUCUUGGUGUUUUACGUCUUGUUUAAGUCUUUUUUCCACUAUCAAAACUUUGUAUUAUCAGUGAUGUUUUUAAUGCUAUGGUGAAGUAUUAAAGCCAAGUAGUGACAGUAGGCUAAAUAAAUGUUUACUGUAACCAACUAGAAUGUUUAAAAAAAGAAAGAAAGAAAAGGUAUUGUAUGAAAAAAAAAGUCAUGUAACCUACUUCACAACAUAUGGACAUGU